AGUCAUGUGACGGUACAAAAUGGAGUUCACCAUUGUUUCUAAACAAUUAACAGUGGCAACGGCUAUCAUUUUUAUUACCCCUUUUUAUUUGACAUUAAAUAACCGUAAUGCCUUUGCAGAAGCGAUUCGCUAUGAACCGAACUGGGAUUCCUUAGAUUCUAGACCUCUGCCCGACUGGUACGAUGAAGGAAAAAUCGGGAUUUUCAUUCACUGGGGUGUUUUUUCAGUCCCAAGUUUUAGCAGUGAAUGGUUCUGGUAUCACUGGCAAGGUCCCAAAAAAUGGAAGGCCAUAGAAGAUUUUAUGGCCAAGAACUAUCCUCCAGAUUGGACUUAUGCAGAUUUUGCACAACAGUUUGUUACCCCAACUGGAAUAUAUAACCCACGUCACUGGGCAGAAGUUUUUAAUGCCUCCGGUGCCAGAUAUGUUGUUCAAGUUACCAAACACCAUGAAGGAUUCACAAGCUGGCCGUCAAAGUACUCCUUCAAUUGGAAUUCAAUGGAUGUUGGCCCUAAAAGAGAUCUUGUCGGUGAUUUAGCAGCUGAAGUGAGGAAGUUCCCAAAUUUGAGGUAUGGAGUCUACCAUUCUUUGUUUGAAUGGUUCAAUCCUGUUUACUUGGAGGACGAGGCUAACAAUUACACGACUCAGAACUUCCCAUUUACCAAAUCCCUACCAGAGCUGUAUGAACUGGUCAACACGUACAAGCCAGAUAUUAUUUGGUCAGAUGGUUGUCCCAGCACUGACACCUAUUGGAACAGUACUCACUUCCUUGCCUGGUUGUACAAUGACAGCCCUGUGAAAGACACUGUUGUUACUAAUGACCGAUGGGGAGCUAACUGCAUCUGUAAACAUGGCGGAUUUUUGACAUGCACUGACCAGUACAACCCAGGUACCCUAAGUAAACGCAAGUUUGAAAACUGCUUAAAACUGGACUUCCAAUCUUGGGGGUACAGAAGAGACAUGAAACUGUCGGAAGUCAUCUCUAUUGAAAAGCUUCUACAAACUGUUGUCAAAACAAUCAGUUGCAACGGCAAUAUUUUGAUCAACAUAGGUCCCACAAAAGAUGGUACAAUUCCUGUUAUAUUUGAGGAGAGGUUGCGUCAGUUGGGCACUUGGCUUGCUGUCAAUGGGGAAGCUGUUUAUUAUUCUCGUCCUUGGGGCCAUCAAAAUGACACCGUGACCAAAAACAUUUGGUACACCCUGAGACCUGACCUGAAAGCUGUCUAUGCCUUUGUCUUUGACUGGCCGGAGAUCCAGCUGCUACUGGGAGCUGUAGUGCCAUCCGCUGCCACGGAGAUUACCUUACUGGGGUCAUACACUCAGCAGUUCCAGUGGGUUUACACUCAGGGUCAAGGACUAACCAUCCGCAUACCAGCUAUUCCUUUCAACGAAAUGCCUUGUGACUGGCUGUGGGUGUUUAGAAUUACGAAUGUCAGUAACUGGUAGUUGUUAGGAUUUCAACUACUGACAGGAGUGGUUUGGUUAGCUUUUCUAACUGUCCCCAGUGGUAAAUCAUCUUUCUUGUACUAGCUUUAUUAAUUAUUCCUUGUGGUAACCCAUCUUUCUUGUACUAGCUUUAUUAAUUAUUCCUUGUCCCCAGUGGCAACCCAUCUUUCUUGUGCUAGUUUCUCCAACUGUCCCCAGUGUUAACCCAUCUUUCUUGUGCUAGUUUCUCCAACUGUCCCAGUGGUAACCCAUCUUUCUUGGGCUAGUUUCUCCAACUGUCCCCAUGGGUAACCCAUCUUUCUUGUGAUAGUUUUUCCAACUGUCCCCAUUGGUACCCCAUUUUUCUUGUGCUAGUUUCUCCAACUGUCCUGUAUUUAUUCUCUAAGUGUUUCAAGGCCUACUUCCAGAUAAGGACUAGCUAUUAAGUUUUACUGUAAAUGUUUUUUUUUUACAUAAUUGAGGGUCUGAUCCAUAUUUUUAAUUUUUUUUAUAUUUUAUUUUACAUACCAGUAGUGCAAUUAUAUGUUUUUAUUAUACAAAUAAGCAAUGAACACAAUAAAAUAGUGCCAUACCAAUCUUCUUGACAAAAAAGAGUAAUUAAACAACACAGAUCUGAAUCUGACAUACUCAUGUACACAUUAUACAGCUUUGUAAUGAUAUUAUAGAUCUGUUAUCUAUAUACGUACUCACUAUAUACUUUAUACUAAACUCUUCAUUAACAAGCAUAUCCUUUAACAUGCACUUUCACUAAACCUCUUCUUUUUUAUCAAAUGUAACAUUCCAAGUAUUUUUGUCAAAGUAUUAUACAAUACAGAACUUAAGGUCUGCCAGAAAUUUUUUAUUUUGCUGAGUUAUACAAUUGUAAAAUCUGUUUUGUGAUUUUUAACAAUCUAUGCAAUUUUUAUGUUAAAAAUGUCACUUAAUUUGAAAAUUUUUAUCUGUUAAGGUUCUACUGAUUUCUUUAUUCAUAAUACCUAUAAUGAAUUUUUUAUUUCAUAUUUACAUUAAUGCUCAAAAAGUUUUAUGAUAGGUAUCAGUAAUCUGAGUAAUCCAACUAAAAUAUUAUUUUUUUAAAAUUGGUAA
Messenger RNA from Physella acuta, 2527 nucleotides. RefSeq names its product alpha-L-fucosidase-like. The record is from RefSeq and is a predicted model, not a curated record. Gene Ontology annotation, cellular component: lysosome. Gene Ontology annotation, molecular function: alpha-L-fucosidase activity. NCBI's taxonomy places the organism in Eukaryota, Metazoa, Mollusca, Gastropoda, Physidae. Gene Ontology annotation, biological process: fucose metabolic process; glycoside catabolic process.